This is a messenger RNA of Cryptomeria japonica (Japanese cedar), 881 nucleotides long. Its product is annotated as ferredoxin-thioredoxin reductase catalytic chain, chloroplastic. Bases 88 to 546 code for a protein of 152 amino acids. The record is from RefSeq and is a predicted model, not a curated record. The transcript has 6 exons. NCBI's taxonomy places the organism in Eukaryota, Viridiplantae, Streptophyta, Pinopsida, Cupressales, Cupressaceae. Gene Ontology annotation, molecular function: oxidoreductase activity, acting on iron-sulfur proteins as donors.
UCUGGCCGCUGAGACUCCCAUCAGGCAGGUGUAAAAAAUAUUUAAAAUGGGUCAUUCUUUAUCAUUAUUAUCUGCAACCCAAGAAAGAUGGCAGCUGCUGCUACCGCUGGAUUGCAAACCAAUUACAUGGGAGGACUGCUCUAUAAUUUCAAUGUCAGAAAUGCAAUUCCUCCCAAACGGCUGAUCACAGUGCGAGCUAACAAAGUUGAGCCUUCAGAUAAAUCUGUAGAAAUAAUGCGGAAGUUUUCUGAAAUAUAUGCUCGUCGAUCAGGCACAUAUUUUUGUGUUGAUAAAGGAGUUACAUCUGUUGUUAUUAAGGGUUUGGCAGAGCACAAAGAUACUUUAGGUGCACCACUCUGCCCUUGUAGGCAUUAUGAUGACAAGGCAGCAGAGGCACAACAGGGGUUUUGGAACUGUCCAUGUGUGCCUAUGAGGGAAAGGAAGGAGUGCCACUGCAUGCUUUUUCUCACACCUGAAAAUGAUUUUUCUGGAAAAGACCAGGAAAUCUCAGCGGAGGAAAUUAAGGCAUUGACUUCUAAUCUAUAACUUAGCAGAUAUUUCCUUAUUUAUGAAGGCAUUGUACCAUAUAUUAUCAACAAGUUUGUAAAAUUCUCAAAGCGUAACAUAUGUGGUCAAGCUACAAUUUUAGGCUAUUUGUCAGACUCUGAAUCAAGCAUCACAUCUCAUCUUCAAUUGGGAAAAUAGUUAUUUUCUUUGUAACUAACUAUAUUUAGAUAGCAAAUUGAAAUAAUGAUCAUUUUCCCACCUCCCAGAUACAACAAAUUUUAAAGAUCUACGGUUCAGCAGGCUUGUCUUCCCACAUGUACAAGUGUCAAUAUAGAAAACUACUACAGAUUUUUAAGUGAUUUUCGAAUUUGUCA